GAUCGGAAUAAUAGAAAAACAGUUUUAAGGGCAACCAGUCGAGUGCGGUAGCGUCGUGUUUUUUUAAUCGAAGUUUACUACAAUGAAUGAGGGACAGAUUGAUCCACAGUUUGCACAGGAAGUACAGGUGGAAGUCCAGAAGGCCAAAAUUCAACAGCAGCUAAACAAACAGAGUGAGAUGUGUUGGGACCUUUGUGUUGGAUCCAUGGCAGCCAAGUUUGACAGCCGAACAGAGAGUUGUAUCUCAAACUGUGUAGAGAGAUAUGUAGACACAAGUUUAUUUAUCCAGAACCGAUUUCAGGAAAAGCUGUCAACGAUGGGGCGGAUGGGAUAACAGUGAUUUUAUUUUAGACAUGUACUCCUAGUAACUGUCACAAGAUGGCACUGUACGAAGCAGUCCUGGCAUUAAUGCACCGUAGCGUGUACUGUAGCAUUCAAUGAUUGGUUGUAUUUGUACUGGGGCAGCAUUGGUAAUCGUGUGUAAUACUGUAAUUUGAUGACAAUUUGAAUGUGAAAUAAACCUGUUACUGUAAAUUAUUACGGUAAAUAAACUAUGAAUAUAUAA
This is a messenger RNA of Ostrea edulis (European flat oyster), 565 nucleotides long. RefSeq names its product mitochondrial import inner membrane translocase subunit Tim8 A-like. The record is from RefSeq and is a predicted model, not a curated record. Bases 83 to 334 code for a protein of 83 amino acids. Lineage: Eukaryota; Metazoa; Mollusca; Bivalvia; Ostreida; Ostreidae. The transcript has 3 exons.